This is a messenger RNA of Gastrolobium bilobum, 1744 nucleotides long. Its product is annotated as protein TRIGALACTOSYLDIACYLGLYCEROL 3, chloroplastic. The transcript has 10 exons. NCBI's taxonomy places the organism in Eukaryota, Viridiplantae, Streptophyta, Magnoliopsida, Fabales, Fabaceae. Bases 377 to 1447 code for a protein of 356 amino acids. Gene Ontology annotation, molecular function: ATP binding; ATP hydrolysis activity. The record is from RefSeq and is a predicted model, not a curated record.
GAUAGCUGAUAGAAGGUGUUUUGUUUUGGUUUCUUCGUUGAGGGUAAAAGCAUGUUCCUUGAUUGGUGCCCAGAAGAGAGAGAGAGAGAGAGAGUCAGGUCCAGGCAAUCCAACCCAAAGAUACCAUCUUCUGGGAAAGUGGCUUCGCUUCCUUCUCUAAAUCACCGACCAAUUUCCACAAUUUGACCAUUAUUAUGAGUGUACUUUGAAACUUCAAACUCCAUGAAUCAUACCCACCCAUAUGAAUCACAUGCUUUCCACCCCAUAAUUUAAUCUACCUACACCUUUAUUAUUAUUAUUUUUAUUAUUAUUAAUUAUUAUUCCCACUCUCCAUUUCUUUCCAAUUCCAAUAGGCUCACUCACUUUUGCUUUAACCAUGAUUUCCCUAUCAACUAACCCCUUCUUUCUCCUCACUACACAAAACGCUUCUUCUUCUUCUUCUUCUUCUUCUUCUACUACUACUAGAUUUCACACUGCAAACAAGGUAAAUUCAUUCUACAACAAGAAGCACGGUAAGGAUCAUAGAAAGUUUGUCUGUGCUUGCAUCGCUCCUCCGCGAAACUUCAAAAGCCAAGACUCUUCCGCCAUUCAAUUCAAUGGUUCAUCCAAAUCAGAACAAUUAAGCACGGUGCGCGAUCAUGAGGUUGAUUCUAAUGUUCUUAUUGAGUGUAGAGAAGUCUACAAGUCUUUUGGGGAAAAGAAAAUCUUAAAUGGUGUCAGCUUCAAGAUCAGAGAUGGUGAAGCUGUUGGAAUUAUUGGUCCCUCUGGGACAGGCAAAUCUACAGUUUUGAAGAUUAUUGCAGGACUUCUUGCUCCAGAUAAGGGGGAAGUUUAUAUUCGAGGUAGAAAGAGAGUUGGUUUAAUAAGCGAUGAUGAGAUAUCUGGUCUUCGGAUUGGUUUAGUGUUCCAAAGUGCAGCACUUUUUGAUUCUUUGACUGUUCGUGAAAAUGUUGGUUUUCUCUUAUAUGAACACUCAAGCAUGUCUGAGGAACAGAUAUCAGAUCUUGUCAAGGAAAGCUUGGCUGCAGUUGGAUUAAAGGGAGUUGAGGAUCGGAUGCCUUCUGAGUUAUCAGGCGGGAUGAAAAAGCGAGUUGCUUUAGCACGAUCUAUUAUUUUUGACAACACACAGGAUUCAAUAGAGCCAGAGGUGCUCUUGUAUGAUGAACCAACUGCUGGUCUUGAUCCCAUUGCAUCUACUGUUGUUGAGGAUCUGAUUCGCUCUGUGCAUGUAAAAGGACGAGAUGCACUUGGAAAACCUGGGAACAUUGCAUCUUAUGUGGUUGUUACUCAUCAACAUAGUACCAUUAAAAGAGCCAUUGAUAGGUUGUUGUUUUUACACAACGGAAAGAUUGUUUGGGAAGGAAUGACUCAUGAAUUCACAACUUCAACAAAUCCAAUUGUUCAGCAGUUUGCAUCCGGGAGCCUGGAUGGUCCUAUCAAAUAUUAGAACAGUGCUGCAAUCAUAAACAAGCUAAAAUGGAUUAUGGUUGAUCUUGGCUACCAUGGAGCGUAUUGAUAGGAAUGGGAAUGGAUGUGGCUUUUUGGGAUGAGUAAUAAAUUAAGGAUUAACGGGUUGGUCAGGGUUAUUAACUUCCAAUUUUUAACUUUUAUAGAAGUGACCAUCCGCUUUGUAUUCGAAACUGGCAUGUACAGCUUUUUGUUAUUGAUUAUUGUGACUUAACUCAUUCAUAUUGCAUGCACACCAUAAGUACUCUGAGGAAGUAGGUAGAAGAGAUUGGUAUAA